ACUUUUUCGCCCGUUCAGCAAUAAAACUUUGUCACCAUCCUGCAGUAAGAAUCAUUGUUAAUUUCCCAUGACUUCUCAACAUGUCAUGGGCCCAGUAAUCAGUGAUAUACCAACGGUGUCAGCUGCUGCAGGUACACCAUCACAGCCUCAACCUCAACCAGCUGCAGGCUCAUUGCCUCAACAAUAUAUGGUGUUUACCCCAAUGGUAGUAUCUUCAAGUGCAAUGCCAGCAGGUUCAAUUCCAUGGACUGGAGCCUUUUGUUUCACAUCACCAACAGAACCUCUACCCAAUAUAACAUUACAAACAGCCACUCCUGUCCAGGCACCAACACAAGUACUUCCACAGCAACUUCCUACAGUGCCUGCUGGGCCACCUCCUCCAUCACAGCCACCCACACAACCAGCCCCUUUGUCUCCAUCACCCACACAACCUUCACCAGCACCAACACAAGUUCCCCCACAGCAGCCUCCUACAGCUGUACAAGCUCCUGCAGAUGGUGGGUUACAACCUCCAACCACAUCAUCUCCUGCAGCUGGUGUGCCCUCUUCUCCAACACAACCACCAUCUGAACCUGUCACUAGGAUUUCUCCUGUUGAAGCACAGGUGACAGCAACAAGAGCUCCAGAGGCUCCCCAACCAAGUCCCACAGAUAGAGUUGCAGCUGCCUCACCACAGCAGCAGGUGCAACCUCCUUCAUUGGCUGAUGCACCACCUCCGCCACCCCCGCUGCCAACUCGAACACCAGUUGAACCACAUCCUUCAACAUCCAAGGCUGCUGCUGCUUCUUCUCAUGCAAAUUAUGAUACACUUUCACAAUUGAUUGGAAUAUUCACAUAUAUUAGUGAUGACAAUAGUUUACAUAGAGAUCCUUGA
Molecule: messenger RNA, 874 nt
Organism: Schistocerca piceifrons (Central American locust)
Lineage: Eukaryota; Metazoa; Arthropoda; Insecta; Orthoptera; Acrididae
Product: vegetative cell wall protein gp1-like
Exons: 6
Coding region: 68-874 (268 amino acids)
Source: RefSeq, a predicted model, not a curated record